Messenger RNA from Pogona vitticeps (central bearded dragon), 2364 nucleotides. The record is from RefSeq and is a predicted model, not a curated record. NCBI's taxonomy places the organism in Eukaryota, Metazoa, Chordata, Lepidosauria, Squamata, Agamidae.
GCAAAUCACCACAGUGUGCGGCUCAGCCAUGGCGCACCCUGGCAUCGCUGUCCACCUCACAAAGGAUUCUCCCGUUACUGCAGCUACCCCCGUCCUUCCUUACCGGGAUCAGAAUUACUGGGACCUGAAGCGCCGAUGUCUUCAAGAGAGACGCCACUUCAUCGACCCCGAGUUCAAACCUUGCGCUGAGUCACUUGGAUAUCAUGAGCUGGGCCCCCGAUCGACUGAUAUCCAGGGAGUGGUUUGGAAGAGGCCCAAGGAGAUCUGCAGAUUCCCUAAGUUUGUCCGUGGAGAAAUGAAUCGGAUGGAUGUCUGCCAAGGGCAGAUAGGAGACUGCUGGUUCCUCGCAGCCGCUGCCUCUCUGACUUUGUACCCGCAUCUCCUCUCAAAGGUGGUCCCCGGUGGGCAGAGUUUUCAAGCUGCCGACUAUGCUGGCAUCUUCCACUUCCAGUUCUGGCAGUACGGGCAGUGGGUAGAUGUGGUUGUGGACGACCUGCUGCCGACAAAGGACAACAGGCUACUUUUUGUGCGAACACCCACAGACGAUGAGUUCUGGAUGCCUUUGCUGGAGAAAGCCUAUGCCAAGCUGAAUGGCUCCUACGAGGCUAUGAAUGGCGGAUACAUGAAUGAGGCUUUUGUGGACUUCACGGGUGGGAUUGGGGAGACCAUCCCCUUAAAGACACCCAACCUAAAGCUCUUCAAGACCAUCGAGGCGGUGCUGAACAAGAGCUCUUUGAUGGGCGCAUACAUCAAUGUUACGACCUUCAAUGACAGGGAAGCACAAACGUCACAGGGGCUGGUGAAAGGGCAUGCUUACUCCAUCACUGGAAUCCACAAGCUCUACUUCGACGACAGGCAAGUGAGGCUGUUGCGCCUGCGGAAUCCAUGGGGCCACCGGGAGUGGAAUGGCCGCUGGAGUGACAAUUCACCGUUGUGGGGUGCUGUGGCCCCUGAACUCCGGGAGAAGCUGCACGUGCAAAGAAGGGAUGGAGAAUUUUGGAUGCAGCUCAUUGAUUUCAUACAAUAUUUUGACGUGCUGGAGAUCUGCCAUUUCAAUGCUGAUGCCCCAGGAGAGGGCGUUUCCUCUCGCUGGAACACAGACUGCUUCCAAGGACGCUGGGUCAAAGGUCACAGUGCUGGUGGACGUCAGACCUCCCAACCAUGGGAUCUCUUUUGGAUCAACCCCCAGUUCCAUGUUGCCCUCUUUGAGCCGGAUGAGGCACAGUUAAGGAAGCAGCUGAGAAAGGGACAAGAACACAAGGCCCCCACCUGCACACUUCUGGUCUCCUUGAUGCAGAAGGACCGGCGCAGAAGCAAGAACAGGGGCAAGGACUUUCUGCACAUCAGUUUUCAGAUCUUCCAGAUACCCAGACAGUACCUGCAGCUCAGCAGCGCAGCCCAUAGAAAGGAGAUGCUCCCAGCCCUCCGGCCAGUCUGCCCUCCUUACAACGGGUCUUCGAGGGAUGUCACCGGAUACUUCCAGUUGCCCCCUGGGGACUACCUGAUCAUCCCCAGCACUCUUUCCCCCUUCGAGGAGGCAGAUUUUACCCUCCGCAUCUUCACAGAGAAGAAGCACCAGUUCUUGGAGAUCGAUGAGGAAAUCAGUGUGGAGGGCAAGGUACUGCAGGUAAUGAAAGCACCACAGAUUGGGUCAGACCAAGACCUUGAAGAAAUCUUCUUGAAGUAUGCAGGGCAGGACCAGGAAGUGGGCCCGGCUGAACUCCAGGCUAUUCUGAAUCAGAAUGCAACCAAAAUUCCAUAUCUGAAAAUGGAGGGCUUCACUGUGGAAGAAUGCCAGAGACUCAUCCAGCAUUUUAAUCUGGGCAGCAGGAGUGAUAAGCUGACACUACAGAUGUUUCAGCACUUAUGUGCAAGUCUGCAGGAAUGGGAGCGUAUCUUCAGGAUUUACGACGUGGACAGAUCUGGCACCAUGAACACGCACGAAAUGCGGCUGGCCCUGGAAGCUGCAGGAUUCCACUUAAAUAAGCCGACGAUGGAAGCCUUCAUGAAAAAAUACAGCAAUCCUUGGCUCCAGAUAGACUUCAAGAGAUUUGUGUUCUUCAUGGAGCACCUAAAAAGUGUUUUCUGUAUGUGCAAAAGCCGGGAUACCAGUGGCAGUGGAGUGCUGAACAUGACUGAGAAAGAGUGGAUGGAGCUUGCCACUGACUACUGAUUUACAAGAAGCAACCCAACCACCUUCUCCUCUUUUGAUCAUCUGUGGAGGACUGUAAUCUGCUGUAACUCAGAAGCAUUGAAAGAGAUUUCCACAUUACUUAACCUUCUUAAUUCUGCAAGAAACAUCCACAUUCCGCAAUCAGAAUUAAUCAAGCAGCACUAAAGAAAAGCAGCUACCUUUUUGAUUGU